Molecule: messenger RNA, 1805 nt
Organism: Armigeres subalbatus
Lineage: Eukaryota; Metazoa; Arthropoda; Insecta; Diptera; Culicidae
Product: transmembrane protease serine 9-like
Exons: 5
Coding region: 126-1805 (559 amino acids)
Biological process (GO): proteolysis
Molecular function (GO): serine-type endopeptidase activity
Source: RefSeq, a predicted model, not a curated record
UAUUUUUGUUCACAAAACUUUCGAUCCAGAAAUUGAUAAGCCAUUUACUGCGCAGAUGAUCCUUUAAAUAGCCUUGCAAUAUAUUUUGUCCAACUCAUUCCUUUUCGAUAAAUCGAAUCGUCAGCAUGAAAUUCCUGAUAACCAUAGUCCUACUUCUAGUGGCGGUCGCCACAGCUUCUGUGGUCCCACAGAAGGAAGAACGCAUCAUCGGUGGAUCGAUUGCUUCAGCUGGCCAGUUUCCGUACGCAGUUGGUUUAAUCACCCGAAUCAAUAUUCUGUUGUCGGGCCAAUGCGCAGGAUCUCUACUAUCGAACCGCUUCAUUCUGACCUCGGCUAGCUGUGUCAGUGGAAUACAAAGUGCCGUUGCCGUCAUCGGUGGGCUUAAUAUUAACGAUGCCACCGAACCGGGUCAGAUCCGCCCGACCAUUACUCAGUUCAUCGUCCACAAUGGUUACAUCGAAGGAACGGAUGACUUCGAUGUUGCCUUUGCCGUACUGCCGAUUCCGAUUAGCUUUACGGAUAAUAUCCGUCCAGUCCGUUUGCCUAACCGUCGCCAGGUGGAAGGCACUUUUGUCGGACGACAAGGAACAUUUUUAGGAUGGGGACGAUUCGGCGAUGGAACAUCCAACUCCGAUGUUCUGCGCUUCGGAAGCUCAUCGGUCAUCACCAACCUUUCGUGUCGAUUGAGUCUGCCCACGAAUACCAUUCUCAAUGAGCACAUCUGCACUGACGGAUACGACGCGGAAGCCGGCCGUGGAUCACCGUGCCAGGGAGACAGCGGCGCACCGUUGACCGUUGUGGACACCGAUGGAAUCACCACCCUGAUUGGAGUGUUUUCGUUCCACUCGAUUUUGGGCUGCGACGGAGGUCGGGCCACCGUAUUCACGCGUCUUUCGGCAUAUCUGGAUUGGAUUCAGAACAAUUCGGACAUUUUGCUGAGACAAUUGGAAAAUUAUGGAACCGGUACGUCAACCAUGAAAUCCCUGAUAGCCAUAGUCCUGCUUCUGGUGGCGGUUGCCACAGCUUCUGUAGUCCCACAGAAGGAAGAACGCAUCAUCGGUGGAUCGAUUGCUUCAGCUGGCCAGUUCCCAUACGCCGUUGGUUUAAUCACCCGCAUCAAUGUUCUGAUGUCGGGCCAAUGCGCAGGAUCUCUACUAUCGAACCGCUUCAUUCUGACCUCGGCCAGCUGCGUCAGUGGAAUACAAAGUGCCGUUGCCGUCAUCGGUGGGCUUAACAUCAAUGACGCCUCCGAGGCGGGCCAGGUUCGCCAGACCGUUACUCAGUUCAUCGUCCACAAUGGUUACAUCGAAGGAACGGAUGACUUCGAUGUUGCCUUUGCCGUACUGCCGAUUCCGAUUAGCUUUACGGAUAAUAUCCGUCCAGUUCGUUUGCCUAACCGUCGCCAGGUGGAAGCCACUUUUGUCGGACAACAAGGAACAUUUAUGGGAUGGGGACGAUUCGGCGAUGGAACAUCCAACUCCGAUGUUCUUCGCUUCGGAAGGUCGCAGGUCAUUACCAACCUUUCGUGUCGAUUGAGUCUGCCAACGAAUAGCAUCCUCGAUGAACACAUCUGCACUGAAGGUUUGGACACGACAGCCGGCCGUGGAUCACCCUGCCAGGGAGACAGUGGCGCACCAUUGACCGUUGUGGACGCCGAUGGAAUCACUACUCUGGUUGGUGUAUUUUCGUUCCACUCGAUUUUGGGCUGCGAUGGAGGUCGGGCUGCCGUAUUCACACGUAUUUCGGCGUAUCUGGAUUGGAUUCAGAACAAUUCGGACAUUGUAAUUCAGGACAAUUUCCAAUGA